Molecule: messenger RNA, 509 nt
Organism: Micropterus dolomieu (smallmouth bass)
Lineage: Eukaryota; Metazoa; Chordata; Actinopteri; Centrarchiformes; Centrarchidae
Product: stabilin-2-like
Exons: 5
Coding region: 50-454 (134 amino acids)
Source: RefSeq, a predicted model, not a curated record
GGAUUUGUGCAGCAGGUCCAACGGUGGAUGUUCAGAGUUUGCUGUUUGUAUGAAGGUCUCAGCAGGACAGAGAACCUGUACCUGUAAAGAGGCGUACACUGGAGAUGGGGUCAUCUGCCUGGAGAUUGAUGGCUGUCUGGUCAACAAUGGAGGCUGCCACUCUGCAGCAGACUGCAUCAGAACUGGCGCCAACACUACGGCCUGCAGGUGUCAGCAGGGCUUUCAGGGAACCGGGAGAUACUGUUACCCUGUCAACCCCUGCAGAUAUAACAAUGGUGGCUGCAGUAUCCAGGCUCGCUGUGUGUAUAUAGGCCAGGGUCAAAGGAACUGCACCUGCUUCAGAGGCCACAUAGGCGAUGGCAUCAAUUGCCGGGGAAGCACAAACAACGAGCUGUUCCGACGUCAAGAGAACUCUUUCUUCCGUCGAAUGAUAUCUGUGAGUCACUGUCAGUAGGCCUAAUAAUCCACACAGUAUUUUACUUCCAGUUAUUAUUUUCAUGCUGCUUUGC